CCUACUCCUGUUUUUCAAGAGUGACAUGUUGGGUCAGGCUCAGAGAAUGCAGAUUCAUUUUUCAUUGCUGUUGGAAGUAUUUGUUGCGAUACAUGCAGCUACCGGACAAAGGGAACUGAAAUUUGUCACUUUGGUGUAUCGCCAUGGUGACCGGUCUGCACUCCGAACGUACCCAUCCGACCCCUACCAGGAGGAUGCCUGGCCUCAGGGCUUUGGACAGCUCACUCAGGAAGGGAUGAAACAGCAUUUUGAGCUGGGACAGUUCCUUCGUAGACGCUACCGCGGUUUCCUCAGCGAAACCUAUGACUGGAGAGAGAUUUAUGUGCGAAGCACGGACGUGGACAGGACCCUGAUGAGUGCAGAGUCAAACCUGGCUGGGAUGUAUCCUCCUAAAGUUCCAAUCUUCAACAGCAACAUCUCCUGGCAGCCCAUCCCUAUACACACUGAACCUAGAGCCACUGACAAGCUCCUGUUUUAUCCAAAGCGAAACUGCCCUCGCUAUGAAGUGCUGAGGAAUGAAACAGAGGACACAAAUGUGUACCAAAAGAAAACCCUCGAAAAUAAACAAUUUUUCGAGUUUGUGAAGAACAACACAAAACUUAAAGACAUCUCUUUUAGAUCAGUGUGGAAAGUCUACGAUACUCUUUUCUGUGAGAGCCAGCACAACAUGACCCUGCCUUCCUGGGUGACCCAAACAGUGAUGGACAAGCUGAGGGACCUUAGUGAUUUCAGCCUUAAGGCCUUGUUUUCUGUUCACAAAAGAGUGGAAAAGGCACGUCUACAAGGAGGUGUUCUUCUGGGCCAGAUAGUGAGAAAUCUCACGAAAGCGGCAAGGAAUGAUUCAGCUCUGCCAAAGAAGAUGAUGGUCUACUCGGCACAUGACACCACCAUCGCAGCCUUGCAGUCAGCUUUGGAUGUUUUUAACAAAAAACAACCCCCUUAUGCUUCCUGUCACAUUUUUUAAUUGUACCAAGAAGGCAAAAACGGCACACGGACUGUGGCGAUGUUCUUUCGAAAUGAGAGCGGGAGGGACCCCUAUCCUUUGAAACUCUCAAACUGCUCCCAGUACUGUCCCCUUGAGGAUUUUAAGAGGAUCACCCAGUCAGUCAUCCCAGAGAACUGGGAAGAGGAGUGCCAACUUUCCAGGAAUCAGAAAAGCAGAGACUGCAACACAGUACUGGUGAUCACAGUGACCGUACUGGCAUUGCUUUGCUGUCUUCUCGCGACGCUCAUACUACUUCAGUGUCGGAAGAGGUAGUGGCGCUGCCAUUGACUUGCACAGCUGGGAAGGCAAGACUUUGUGGACAACGAGGAGGAUCUGUGGUUACCUCAAAGCACAUGACCUAAAGAGUUCCCUGCUAUGGCACAAUCCCCGUUUUCAUGACAGGAACGUCUUAUGUUAUGCCUUUAAUGUAGAGUGGUUUCACAGACUCUCAUUGCCUCUAUUUGACCAGCUGCACUUUGUAACAUCAUUUCUGGUAAACAAGUAAAAGCACACAGCCCCUUGUGGGGCUCAAAGUUUUGGCAGAAAGGAGAUGGCUCUGAUAUCUCAUUUGAAGCUUUCUGUGUUGGUUAGGUGGUCUCAGCAGGGUGUGGAGCUGAUUUAAAAUAAGGGAUUCCCAGUUUUGGAGGUCUGGAAAGUAACAUGCGCUCAUACCUCUGAGGAGUCAGUUAUUACAUAUAUAUAUAAUGUAUACAGUAUAUCCAUAGAAAUAACAGGGAAACUGAUAUUGAAGUGGGCAGCAGAAAAACACACACAAGAAACCUGCAAAACUUAAAGGGGAGUCUGUGUCACAAGGAUACGGUGACAUUAUCAGCAAAUCUCAAAAACAAUAUACAACUUUUCCACAGUGAUGAAAAACAAGACUAUACCUGACCAUUCACUUCACAGAAACCUGCAUUUUUUCACAUAUUAGCUGCAAACGUAGCAUGUACUGUACAAGUGCAAUGUGUACUUAGAGUAAAGGAGAGGUGGGAUCACUGUGUAAUAAUCAAAUAUUAACUAUCUGAAAUUCAAUGUAUAAUGUGUAAGUCCCUUGUAACCCAGAAUACAAAAGGGAGCAUUAAUGCAGUGUUAAACAGCAUGGAUAUUAAGGGAAGUAAGGUACAGUAUGUUUCGUUUGUACAUUAUUAAACAUUUUUAAAGGCUUCUUUGCUGUUAACAGCUGUUAUGUACUUUGGAAAGUAAUUUGCAAGGUGCUGCUGAAUGUUUGUCACAGCAAUGAACUUUGCAACAUCAUUUGGGAUUUAUUUUAAUCGGUUCAAACCCCACUGACUGUUGACCUACUGUACCACUGUUUUCGUUUCAAAAAGAUAUGGUCUUUACACGGGGAAAAUGUAAAUCGUACAAUCCUGUAUGAUCGAAUUUCUUUCCUGAAUUGAAAUUGUCUGAACUUUGUACAAAUUGAACUAGUUAUUGGUGUACUCAGAA
This is a messenger RNA of Lepisosteus oculatus (spotted gar), 2431 nucleotides long. RefSeq names its product lysosomal acid phosphatase-like. Gene Ontology annotation, biological process: dephosphorylation; lysosome organization. Gene Ontology annotation, cellular component: lysosome. The record is from RefSeq and is a predicted model, not a curated record. Lineage: Eukaryota; Metazoa; Chordata; Actinopteri; Semionotiformes; Lepisosteidae. Gene Ontology annotation, molecular function: acid phosphatase activity.